Molecule: messenger RNA, 620 nt
Organism: Rhizophagus irregularis DAOM 181602=DAOM 197198
Lineage: Eukaryota; Fungi; Glomeromycota; Glomeromycetes; Glomerales; Glomeraceae
Source: RefSeq, a predicted model, not a curated record
AUGUCAUCAAAAAAUGAUCACGAACAAAGAACUCCAUAUGUUCAAAGAAUCAAUUUAAGUAACAUGAGAUCUAGAAGUAAACCUCAAAAACUUUGUCCAGAUUGUACUAAGGAAAUGAACGACUGCAAUAAAAUAGAAAAGAAAAUUCGAAUCGACUCAGGUGGUAAAAGAAUAAAGAAAAAGCCACCAAAACAUUGUCAGAAUUGUAAGGAAACGAACGAUUGCGUUAAAUUAUUUUUAAAUAAAACAAAUAGAUUAGAAGGAAUCGUUGGCAAUUUUCAUAAAAAUCCUCCUAAGAAGACCAAUAAAAUUUCUGUAUUCCGUGCAAAAUUCACUUUGAAUAGCGUUCCUUGUGAAUUAGAAUACGAUUUAUCAUGUUUCACAUUAGAAAGUUUACAAAAAUUGGCUGAUUUUACAACCCAAAAUUUCAACAAUAAAAAGAAUAGCGCUCUUUGUGAAUUAGAAAAUGUUUCACAUUAGAAAGUUUACAAAAAUUGGCUGAUUUACAACUCAAAAUUGCAACACAACAAUAAAAAUGAUCAUUCUUCUAGCAAAAAGAAUUAACAUAUUUCGAAUAAUUAAAUUUAAAAAAUGAUUUUUUCCCAACCUAAACACUUUCG